Bolinopsis microptera is the source of this 1426-nucleotide messenger RNA. RefSeq lists its product as uncharacterized. The record is from RefSeq and is a predicted model, not a curated record. The coding region runs from base 257 to 1348 and encodes 363 amino acids. The transcript is spliced from 11 exons. Gene Ontology annotation, molecular function: cysteine-type endopeptidase activity. Gene Ontology annotation, cellular component: lysosome. NCBI's taxonomy places the organism in Eukaryota, Metazoa, Ctenophora, Tentaculata, Lobata, Bolinopsidae.
GUUAGUAAGAGUCGUUUUACUCGCUGUAUUAGUCUACUCUUACUCUGCUGUUACUGUUUCUGAGGAUGAGUAUAAGGCAGAGUUCUAUAAACUUACUCGGCGACUUCAGUCCUCCAGCGACAGCCCUUAUGGAUCAGCAACCAAACGACUAUCAUCAGCUGCUAGAUACGGCAUAUUCAGGACCCGAUACUCUAAGAUAAAAGAGAUAAACUCUGAGGGGCGUAGUUUUGAAGCUGUUUCUAAUGAGUUUGCUAUCAUGAGUGACGAGGAACUGGAAAUGUUUACUGGGUUAAACAUAUCAUUCUACCGGCCCACUGAAGGAUUAUCAAUGGGAGGGGCUGGUAGACUUGGUGCUGCUGCUGACCUUCCUCAAUCUGUCAAUUGGUACGAAAAUGGUAAUGUAACGGAGACGAAAGCGCAGGGGUCCUGCGGAAGUUGUUGGGCGUUUGCUGCUGUUGCAUCACUCGAGUCACACUACGCUAUAAAAACGGGCACUCUCAAGACGCUUAGCGAACAACAACUCUUGGACUGUACCUACAGCGACUACGGGUAUGACGGUUGUCAAGGAGGAUGGAUGGGGGACGCUUUCAAACAGAUCAGGAAUAAGUUGGGAAACAGGCUUGCAACCUCCGAGACGUACGGCUACACAGGUAAAGGUGGAUCUGAGUGUGUAACCAACAUCUUCACUAAGAGGGGCACCAAAGUUGUUAACGCUCUUGUUGCUGCUAAUCUGGCUGUGACUUCCUACACUCAAGUUGAAUUUAACGAUAAUGAGAAGGAAGCACCGUUCGAAAAGAAUCUCGCACGUGCAGUUUCAAUAGGACCAGUGACAGUGGCUAUCGAGGUUGUCAACGCCAUGUACACCUACGGUCAAGGUGUUUACGAUGAAAAGAACUGUAAAAACCAGGUUAACCACGCUGUGACAGUUGUUGGGUAUGACUCUGACGUUUUCGUGAUAAAGAAUAGUUGGGGCUCAGGGUGGGGCGAAAAAGGGUAUAUUAAGUUUGACAGAAAAAUCAGUAACCAGUGCUUUAUUGGAGAGUAUCCCGAAUAUCCUAACUUGAAGCUUACUGGAGAAGAAGAGGAUAACUCUGAGGACGAAAAUCCAUGCGAACCAAAUCCCUGCCAAAAUCGUGGAAAGUGUCAAAAGAUUAAAGAGGAUGGUGUGUCAACGUAUAAAUGCAAAUGCAACAAAAAGUUCAUCGGAUCACAGUGUCAAGACAAAGUUGCUACUUGCAAAGACAAAUCACGCCGAUGUCCUACAAAUAAGAAUGAUGACAGAUGCCUUGCCAGAAGAAAAUUUUAUAAUAAGAAAUGCAAACUUUCUUGUGGUUUCUGUUAUUUGUGAUUUGAGUGUUUUAAGAUUUAUUAAAUAUGAUGCAUAACUUUAACUUGAACGUGUUUUUUAUUCAACACUUUGUUUGUG